Molecule: messenger RNA, 1392 nt
Organism: Suillus plorans
Lineage: Eukaryota; Fungi; Basidiomycota; Agaricomycetes; Boletales; Suillaceae
Product: MFS general substrate transporter
Exons: 11
Coding region: 1-1392 (463 amino acids)
Biological process (GO): transmembrane transport
Cellular component (GO): fungal-type vacuole membrane
Molecular function (GO): transmembrane transporter activity
Source: RefSeq, a predicted model, not a curated record
AUGUCCGAGAAGUCACUAAGUAUAGAGGUCUUGCAGGGCAUUGACUCUGCGUCCGAAGUCUUAUCGUACGAUGGGCAGAAGACAAGAGAGGCUGUUGAGCCGGAAAUCCUGGAUGAACAACUUUCUCAGAAGCACGUAACACAUCUUGGUGAAGCACCAGAUGGAGGAUUAAGGGCAUGGCUUGUGGUUUUUGCGCGAGUACACUUCCAAUCCAUUGAACAGUCACUGACGUCUUUGCAUUGCAGCGCCGGAUUGGUUAUGUUCUCUACGCUUGGUUUUUUACUUUCAUGGGGUAUCUUCCAAGCCUAUUAUGAGGAAAAUCUACUACUCCACACUUCUCCUUCAACUAUAGCAUGGAUCGGUUCUACGCAGUAUGCGUUCAUGUGCCUUCCUUCGCUUGCAACGGGGCGAAUGUUUGACCUGGGAUAUUUCAAAAUACCCUUCUUCACCGCUAGCUGCGUCCUCGUCGCGUGCACCUUCCUAACCGCGGAAUGCACUAAAUUUUGGCAGCUCUUCCUGACACAGGGUGUCGGUCUGGGAGUGAGCUGCGGUUUCCUAUUUAGUCCCGCAGUCGUCAUCGUGUCACAUUGGUUCUCCAAGAGACGUGGCUUGGCUUUGUCGCUCACCACCGUUGGGACUGCGCUUGGCAGCAUCGUGUUUCCUGUGGUGGCACAAAAUUUGAUUCCAUUAAUUGGGUUUAAAUGGACAGUUCGGGUGUUUGGAUUCAUUUUGAUGGCUACCCUGGGGACAGCCAAUGUAUUACUGAAACGACGACUCCCGCCCGUCAACGUUCGUGGGGGACUCUUCAAUCUUAAAGCAUUCCGCAACAAGGCAUUUACCGUCUAUUGUAUCUCGGGAAUUAUGAUACUUUUAGGUCUUUAUACAGAGUUAAUAUAUCUCUCUGUGAGCGCUACAGCAAUUGGCGUCUCAACAGAUUUUUCAUUUUAUAUACUCGCGAUCGCCAAUGCAGCAUCUGCAUUGCGUGUAUCAUUUGGGCUGAUGUCAGAUAGAGUCGGUGCUAUCAACACCAUGGCAAUUUUGACUACUGUGACGGGAAUUGCGACAAUCGCUUGGCCAUUUGCUAAAAAUGAAUCCCAGCUUAUUGCAAUUGCCGUCAUUUAUGGUUUCUCCCUCGGAGCAUACGUAUCUCUCUACUCUGCACCUCUUGUAGCAAUGGGACAUAUGGAAGACGCGGGACGUCGAGUGGGAAUGUUCGUGUCCCUCCUUGCCUUUGGAGGCAUUGCAGGUCCUCCGAUAUCAGGCGCUAUCAGUACCACGACCGGGGGUUUCGCCGCCGCGGGUUAUUAUUCAGGUGGCAUCAUUAUAUUUGGUGUUGUAUUGCUACUUGUGGCGCGGUAUCUCCAUCUUGGACGGCUAUGGGGCAAGUUUUGA